AUGAUCGCCCUGAUCGUGUUAAUGGUGUUCCUCGCCUUGGAUAAGGCUGAGGGCUUCAAGGAGCACGAGUUCAAGAAAUGCAAGGACGCGUCGUUCUGCGACCGCAACCGCGGCAAGGCCGGCCGCAAGUUCACGGUCGACCCCGCCAGCGUCGCCGCGUCGGGCGCCGCGCUGUCCGCCGCGCUCAUCAGCGACGCGCCGCCGGCCCCCGGCGGCGGCGGCGGCGCGGCUGCGGGGCCGCCAAGAUUCAACCUCACGCUUCUGUCUUAUGGCGGCACUGUCAGGCUGCUGGUGGAUGAGCCAGGGGCCGGGCGCUACCAGGCCGUCAAAGGCGCGUGA
Molecule: messenger RNA, 339 nt
Organism: Monoraphidium neglectum
Lineage: Eukaryota; Viridiplantae; Chlorophyta; Chlorophyceae; Sphaeropleales; Selenastraceae
Exons: 3
Coding region: 1-339 (112 amino acids)
Source: RefSeq, a predicted model, not a curated record